AUGAGGCUAAGUAGAGCUUCGUGUGCCUCACUUUCCCUGAGACGAACUAACAUCUGCCCAGGAUGCCACGGAUAUUUAAAGAAACGGCAGGCUCCUUUUUGCCCUUCGCGGCCUGGAGGCAGCAGACUCUUCCCGUGUUUGCAUCAGCAGAACUUGCUGCUGCCUCUGCCUACGGGGUGCUGCACCCAGGCCGCGCACACGCGCGGCAAGCGUUCCACCACUGGGCUUCCUGCGUCCCCCAGAAGCUGUACUGAUGCCGCCUCCCGCGGCAACACUGGCCGGCGACUGAAGGGCAGUGAGGGCGGGAAAGCGUCUCCGGCCGCCGCGGCGGACACGGAGCGGGCGGGCAGGGCGACGGCCGCCCGUCGCCCUCCCGCCCGCCCGCCUCAGGGAAGCAGCUGCUCGGUUACCUCAGACAGCUCGACUCCCGCACAGGCUGCUUCCUGCUUUCUCGGGCUCAGCUGCGAGCCGCCGCCCGGCCAGACCCCGCCGACGAGCCGAGCUGUCGGCCCGCGCCUGUCGAAGCCCGGCCAGCGAGUGCAGCCCGAGGGCUGGCGGCACAAGGUCUCGCACCAGCAGUUCUCGAUCUGCCUCCGCGAGACGCCCAUCCGCCGCUACUCCAUCGCAGCCUGCGGCUCGCGCGCGACGGGAAACGGAAGUGACCGGCCCCGGGCCCUCGUGCGGUCCCGCCCCUUGCUUCGGCUGGGAAGCCAGCGCGACUCCGUCACCGCCCUGCGCUCCCUUUCUGCUGGGAACAGCCACCAGCUCCAAGGGCAGAAGCGUGAACGCUGCCACGUUUGCGGGCCCGCCGCUUGGCGUCGCCGUCUCGCGUCUCACGCGCGUCUGCGCCGCGGCGCGGUGGCUGGUAGUGCGGGCCCGGGAGAGGUCGGGCUGCCGCUCCCCGCAAGCUCUGCGCGGUGCGCCCGGCCCGCGUGGCUUCAGCUGACGUCGCGAGGCUCCUCGCAGCCUCCUCAGGGAAGAGGCCACUUCGUGCCUGGCGGGCCGCUGUUAGAUCAGGAGGGACGACCUCUGAGGCUUUUGUGUGCUUCGCGUAGUGCUUUCCUCACAACUUGUUUCCUGGGAGCACCUGGAAUGGAUAAAAGUGCCAGUUGUUGUUUCUUCCCCUGAAAUUGUGUGUCUGAAAAGAAAACCAUGAAAUCAGAGUAGUAUACUUCUAAAGACCUGGAGUGGCUUUGGGCAGCACCAGCAGGACCUGAACAAAAUAUUUGAGGGUACAAAACUACAGAAGAGUUUGCCAGCAAAAGGGUUUAAUGGAAACAAUUGAACAGAAACAUGAAUAGAAUAAACGAAGCUUUGAAUUUUUUCAGGCA
Molecule: messenger RNA, 1331 nt
Organism: Chinchilla lanigera (long-tailed chinchilla)
Lineage: Eukaryota; Metazoa; Chordata; Mammalia; Rodentia; Chinchillidae
Exons: 3
Coding region: 1-1128 (375 amino acids)
Source: RefSeq, a predicted model, not a curated record